AUGACUAGCCAGCACCCUAGCCAUGCAGAAAGCACUUACUCCACAGACCCAAAGCCACCUGCUUUGGCGCCGAAGCUCCAUGUCCAUCGAUCCGAGUCAAAUGAGAACGUUACAAUCCACUUCUCAGUACUCGGGAAGGAAGAAGAAGAGGAAGAGGAAGAGCUUUACACAACAUCACUCUCCUCCACAUCUACCACACAGGAUGACUUAAAUAUUGUGACAGGCAUUGAGGCCAGUGAGGAGAUGUUUGAAGCACAGCAAUUGGAUCCUUCUGUUGAUGAGGCUCCCACAUCCCAAUCUACUAGACUUUCACCACGCUCUACUUCUCAUACAACUUCAUUGCCACAUCUCGCUGAGCAAAAAAGCACAAAUUCAAGUUCAUCACCCACAAAAUCUUUAAGCUUUCCGUCCACUGACAAGUCCUUUAUUACUUUAAUGAAGUCUUUUUCCUCUGAUGAGUCUAAAGAUGGAGUUUCUUCUAUUACUUCUAACACAACAAGACAUAGGCAAUUGAUGAAAUCUCUAGUUAAAUCCUUAUCAUCUGACACAUCUCAGGACUCCUCCACCUAUCGCCUAUCAGAGUCUCGCCUUAAUCUCCAACUAUUCAAACACUUCACUCAGUCCCGAAUGCAGAAUACUACUACGUCAGCAGCCAGUGAUUCAAAAACAACCCCUUCUUCACCAUUGAUCUCACCAGAUAACCGCAGCUUCUUCAAAGUUUCUGAGGUUGAAGCACGAAUUGAAGACACUAAACGUCGUCUCUCCGAGGCUAUCUACGAACCACUUCAACUACUAAGUAAGAUCAUGGAUGAAAAGAGCAGCAGUAGCCUCAGUCGACCAAAGACUCUGUCUGCCAGUGCGUCCGAACUCUAUAACCUGACUUCUGCUGAUGGCCAUCUUGAAAGUAACAACAACGACUGUAUCAAAGAGGAAGAAGGCAGUGAAUUGGAUGGAGAAAGCGCAAACAAUGGACCAACAGAUUUUCACGUGGCACCUUUUGACAUUAAGAGCACCAACAAAUCAUCCUCAUUUCCGAUAUCGUUGGACAAGUGCUCUAUGUCUGCACUCGCAAAACAGGAGGAUGAGGACUUUUGCAUUUUGUACAGUGAGGACUUUGAUUCUUGUACUGACACUGAUGUCGAUGUUGGUUCUGGAACUAGUAGGCAGUCUCAAGUGCCAUUGAGUGCAAGUACUGAACAUUGCAGUGAGGAUAAAGAUGAAGAUGCUGAGCCUCUGCCAAGUGUUCCUUACUAUGCCCUUUCUAUCCUUACUCUGCUGGUCUAUGGGUGUUUUAUAUUGCCUUUGCCAGACUAUGUCACAGGGAUGUUGCUUGGAGUGGCGUUUGGAUUCUAUGUAGCAAUAGGAAUUGUGUGGCUGGCUGGACCAGAACCUGACAGACGCUUCAGAUAUUCCAAAGACCAUGAAAAAUUGUGUAAUGGCACACGAUUAGACAUUAAAGAACCACAAAUCUUUAAGGGCUGGAUGAAUGAAAUAACUAACUAUGACCCAGAAACCUACCAUGCCACAUUGACACAUUCUGUGUUUGUCCGCUUGGAGGGCUCCAUCAUCCGUCUGUCUAAACCAAACCACAAUAUUGCCCGACGUGCCAUACACGGUGAACAGAAACCAGAUGUAACCUACAUCAGUCAGAAGAUCUAUGACCUAACAAACAGCAAAGUGCAUCUAGUGCCUCAGAGCCUGGCCCGGAAACGGAUAUGGAACAAAAAAUAUCCCAUCUGCAUUGAACUUGGCAAACAGGAUAAUUUCAUAUCUAAAGUGGAAAAUGACACAAAUGAGAACGGCGCAGAGGGGACAGGAGCCCAGGAGCCAGCUCGGUCAAUGUCAUCCAGUAGAGAUCUGACUCUCUAUCUAUUCGGAAGGACUGGGAGGGACAAGGAAGAAUGGUUUCAGAGGUUUAUUUCAGCUUCUAUGACUAAGGUGGAUUUAAAGAAAGCUGCAAGUCCUGCAAGCUCCAAAGGCGCUCUCAGCUCUGACAGUCGCAGUAGUAGCCGGAGUAGCUUGGAUGAUGCCCUGGCAUCACAGCCCAGGACAAAAGAUUUGCCAACAGCAGACAGUGCCAAAACCCAGCUGUUGGACUACAGUGUCUACAUGGCAUCAUUGUUGCCAAAACAGGUUGCCCUCCAUUCUCCAGAGAACAGCUCUGAGCUAUACUGUCCACAAAGCAGCCCAGCAGCGGAUAAAAAGCCUCAGAGCCCCACGUCAGCACAGGAGCAGCUUAUGGAGGAGUGGGAGGAUCAUGUUGCCUGGGUGAAUGCAGCUGUGGGCCGUCUCUUUUGGGAUUUUCUGAGGGAGCCAUACUGGGCCCAAGUUGUCUCCAAGAAGAUUCAAAUGAAACUUAGCAAAAUAAGGUUGCCAUACUUCAUGAAUGAGCUAACCUUGACAGAAUUAGACAUGGGUGUGUCCACACCGAGGAUCCUUCGAGCAUCCAGUCCUUUCAUCGAUUAUAAAGGUCUGUGGUUUGACUUGGACAUAUCCUACACUGGGUCCUUCCUGAUGACCCUGGAAACUAAGAUGAACCUGAUUCGUCUGGGCAAGGAAGGAGAAAGCCUCCGUUUAGGGGAAGAUGGAUUCAGACCCCGAACUUACUGCCUGGCUGACAGUGACGAGGAGUCUUCCAGUGCAGGCUCAUCAGAUGAAGAAGAUGCCUCUGAGCAGUCAAACGAAAUCCCUGGAGCAGAAGGAUAUACCUUUGUUGGAGGCCACAAACCCAACAAAAUAAUGCGCUUUGUCGACAAGAUCGCCAAAUCCAAAUACUUCCAGAAAGCCACGGAGACAGAGUUCAUCAAGAAAAAGAUGGAGGAAGUGUCCAACACACCUCUCCUUCUCACAGUUGAGGUGCAGAAACUCCAAGGAACUCUUGCUGUCAAUAUACCUCCCCCGCCCACUGACAGGAUUUGGUAUGGCUUUCGGAAGCCGCCUCACCUGGAACUGAAGGCACGACCAAAACUUGGAGAAAGAGAAGUCACUCUGGCUCAAGUCACUGACUGGAUCGAGAAAAAACUGGAGCAGGAGCUGCAGAAAAUUUUUGUAAUGCCGAACAUGGACGAUGUGUGGCUGACUCUCAUGCACUCAGCCAUGGACCAACGAACAGCUACUGGACUUUCGGGUUGUUCUGCAGUGUACAAAGUGCCAUCCCAUCCAGAGAGGGAAAGCACCAGCUAA
Nerophis lumbriciformis (worm pipefish) is the source of this 3183-nucleotide messenger RNA. NCBI's taxonomy places the organism in Eukaryota, Metazoa, Chordata, Actinopteri, Syngnathiformes, Syngnathidae. The record is from RefSeq and is a predicted model, not a curated record.